This is a messenger RNA of Penaeus indicus, 1182 nucleotides long. RefSeq lists its product as uncharacterized. Bases 165 to 743 code for a protein of 192 amino acids. The record is from RefSeq and is a predicted model, not a curated record. Lineage: Eukaryota; Metazoa; Arthropoda; Malacostraca; Decapoda; Penaeidae. The transcript is spliced from 6 exons.
CAUCAGCAUCUCCGUUUCCCCGGAAAUUGCCCAAACAACUCUUCAUUUGCAAGGUGCAGGAGGCGGGCCCUUUGUUGCACGCAGACCAGCCCCCCGGACGGUCGGGCUGCCUCGCCGCUGCGGGAGAUUGCCGCCUCGCGUCCCUGGUGGCUGCAGGUCUAAAGAUGCCCGUGUACAAGGGACAGCUGGCGAGGGAGGAAGGCGAAGGCGAAGGGGACCAGAUCCUCCACGUCUUUGACUACGGCGGGGACGAAGCAGAGGAAAGGAAAGGCACGUACCGGAAGCAGCUGAUAGCGCAGGAAUCGGGGAUCUACGUGGGGCGUCGGACCAUCGGAAGCAACCCGGGACUCCGCGAGAAACUGGCGGAGGGCAAGGAGUUCCAGGCCCACGUCGUCAAGUGCCCCGGCGGGUCGUACGAUUACAUUCUCAAGGCCUGGGAUAUGGGACGGGUGGCGCCCCCGGAGGAACAUUACCCGAAGGAGGACGAGGAGAUGGCGGCCGUCGUCAUAGACAGGAGCGGGGAUUACCUGACGGUGGCUUGCGGUCCCAAUGUUGCUUUCACGACCAAAAAAUCCUUUCUGACUGCAGGAGUGGACCCUGACGACCUGUCGCUGCCCUUCUCUCGACUGAAAGUUCGCCUGUCCAAAUCCGACACGAGGCCUGCGGAGAUUCCCUUGGCAGCGUGGGAAGCCCGGCCAACACAGGUUUCUAAGCAAGAGCAAAGACAAGAGGGGAAGGAAUAGCCUGGUUUUCUUGUUAUUUGUUGUAGUCCGGGGCUACCUGUCGAUGAAUUUGUAAUAGCAGCGACUAGUGACAUCGAGUUCAGUUGCCACGGCGACUACAAGCUUGCCGGGUGCCAUGGGCUCUGUGCGUGACGUAUUACAGCAUUGAUGUAAUUUUAUCUACCAUUAUUUUGAUUUCCCUUUUCCCUUAUCAAAUCAACAGUGGAUUAAUUCACAAACAUGCGGUGUAAUGUCAUUUCAUUAAGUUAUUGCAUUUGAUUCUAUUUUUUUCUUUUGUUUAUCCAAUUUAUUAUUUUGUGUGUGAAUAUACAUAUGUUUUAGACGCCAGAUGACAAAAAUACUUUAUGUAUAUUCCACUGGUAAUAGCUACCAGUAAUUACCAUUAUGAUAAUUAAGGGAAUCCAUCAUUAUGUUAAAGAACCAAUAAUUUUUUCAAACA